GCACACUUUGCAUCAAUCUGUCACACACGACCGAGAGAGAGAGCAAGCACUAGCUAGCGCUUCGUUCUGGCUAGCUAGCCUCCUCUAGGGACGAGGAGGGUUUAGCGAGGGUUCAUUGUUGUUUCACGUACACAGUCGUUGCUAGAUUGCUUGUUUGCAGCUAUAGCUGGUUCGAAGCUACAAGGGCCGCGCGCCGCCGAGAAAAAAAAGAACCGACGGCACCAUGAUCCCAGGAUCCGCCGUGUACCACGUGGUGGAGGCGAUGGCGCCGCUGUACACGUCGGCGGUGCUGGGCUACGCGUCCGUGCGGUGGCUCAAAGCCUUCUCCGACGAGCAGUGCGCGGGGAUCAACCACUUCGUGGCGCUGUACGCCGUGCCGGUGCUCAUCUUCCACAUGGUGUCCACCAACGACCCGUACCACAUGAACGAGCGCCUCAUCGCCGCCGACACGCUGCAGAAGGCCGUCGUGCUGCUGGCGCUCACGGCCUGGGCGUUCUGGUCCCACCUCAGCAGGCGCCGCGGAGGCCGAGGGAAGCGGCAGGUGGUUCAGGGAGCGGAGUCGCCGAUCAAGUGGGUGGUGACCAACUUCUCGGUGGCGUCGCUGCCCAACACCAUCAUCAUGGGCGUGCCGCUCCUGGACGGCAUGUACGGGCCCGUGUCGGGCGGGCUCAUGAAGCAGAUCGUCGUCAUGCAGUUCUGCAUCUGGUACAACGUCGUCAUCUUCCUCUACGAGUUCAUGGCGGCGCGGGACGGCAGCGCCAGGAUCAGCCCAGCCGUGCCGGCGACGGCGGGCGAGCGCGUCGUCGACGACGAAAACGGCGGAAGCAGUAGUGUCCAUCGUCAUGCCGCCGCCGACCGUAGCCACCACCACCACCAGGUGGUCGUCAACAUUGAGAUCACGGAGGUGGCGCCGGCGCCGGCGGCGGAGGCGGUCGUUGCGUCGUCGUUGAUGCCCGCGGCGGCCACGAAGGAGAUGAGCCCAGAGGACGAUGGAGAUGCUAACAAGCAGGUGGUGGUGGCCGUGGAUGUCCAGCCGCCGGUGAUGCACGUCGUCUGGAUGGCCACGAAGAAGCUUCUCCAGAUUCCGAACACCUAUGCCAGUUUCCUUGGCCUCAUCUGGUCUCUCAUGGCAUUCAAGAUUGGAUUCUCGAUGCCGAAGAUUGUUAGCGACUCUCUGUUCAUCAUCUACACAACCGCAGUUGGGCUGAGCAUGUUCGCUUCAGGGACGUUCAUAGCGCGGCAGUCACGGUUCGUGCCGUGCGGGUACACCGUCGCCUCGCUCUCCAUGCUCCUCAAGUUCCUGAUAGGCCCGGUCAUCAUGCUGAUCGCCUCGCUGGCCAUUGGAAUGCACGGCACCCUUCUGCACAUUGCUGUUGUACAGGCGGCUCUCCCCCUGGCCGUGACCUCAUUCGUGUACGCGGAGGAGUACAAGGUCCACGCCGACAUCAUGAGCACUGGGGUUAUUCUCGGGAUAUUUAUCUCGCUGCCCGUCACGAUUGUCUACUACAUACUGUUGGGCCUUUGAAAUUCUCAUGCUGAUUAGGAGAAGGUGCAUGCCCCGGCCCGUCGUCAUGUGCAAAAUCUGAAGCGGCCACGUGAAUUGGUGCCUACACAGCUCAGAUCGAUACGCACGUACGCAACCAUGCAAGGAAGAAUUAAAUGUUGCUGAUGCUACCAAAAAUUGUUUCAAUAAGAUUACAAUGUGCUAGCAGUAGAAAGUAGUCAAUACCUUAUAUACAAUCCAAAACAUCUCAAUGUAUAUAGCAGGCAUGUAAUUAAUAUGUAGAAGCAAACCGUGCUGCACAGCUUUAAGUUUAUGUUCAAAUAUUCCAUUGUACAACAAGAGAUACAAAAUAAGAAAAUCGAAGGAAUGUAUCAUUAUUGAC
Zea mays is the source of this 1886-nucleotide messenger RNA. RefSeq lists its product as uncharacterized. Gene Ontology annotation, cellular component: plasma membrane; endoplasmic reticulum. Gene Ontology annotation, molecular function: auxin efflux transmembrane transporter activity. Lineage: Eukaryota; Viridiplantae; Streptophyta; Magnoliopsida; Poales; Poaceae. Gene Ontology annotation, biological process: auxin export across the plasma membrane; auxin polar transport. The transcript has 5 exons. The coding region runs from base 224 to 1525 and encodes 433 amino acids. The record is from RefSeq and is marked provisional.